Messenger RNA from Schistosoma bovis, 1444 nucleotides. NCBI's taxonomy places the organism in Eukaryota, Metazoa, Platyhelminthes, Trematoda, Strigeidida, Schistosomatidae. The record is from the annotation of a GenBank genome assembly.
AUGUCAGACGAAUACACAAAGAUAAAUGUAAGCAUUGGCGGCUGCAAAAAUUGCGUGUCCUGUCUUCAUCACUUACUUGAAAAGUAUGCUGAUAUAAAGGAAUAUAUAAUUAGUUCUCAGGAGAAUCUCAUAUCAAUACAUCCAGUUUAUGUAAAACGAGUGACCAGCCUUUUAAAAUUUGUUGGAUUGGAUAUUAAAGAUGUCGAUAAUCAUUUAUCAGUUUACAGUAAGGACAGUAAAGCCGAGUCAAACGAUGACAUCUACUUCUUACCGGAGUUAGAUGAUAACUCACAAAUCAAUUCUAUGGCAUCUAAACGCAAGCGACUGGACGGUCAUCUUAUUAUGAAACGAAACAACCACUGCAUUAUCGCCUCCGAAUUAGUAGCAAUACUUCCGCAUGAAGUUGAAUGUUGUCGACCACAUUUAGUACCAGGUUGGUGUGUUGCAGUUCAUUCAGAACAUCAUCUAAGUAAAAUAAAUCAAUAUUUACAAUCAUUUGUUCCACUCCCUGGGGAGCUCAGUCAUAUUAAACGAAUAGACAGUUGCCGAUCAUAUGAAAAUAAAUCAACUUAUGUCUUUUUGCAGAUAGCCAAAUCAAGCUAUACAUGGCUAGAUGCCAAUGAAACUUUGAAAUCUAUGGUCGACUUACUACAAUUGAAUUCAUCCGAUCACCAGUUUAUUAGCACAUCCCCAACACCCUGCUGGAUACCACUUCAUGCACCAAUAACUCGCAAGCAUCAGCUCCUCUACUCAUUUUCAAAUGAAUCACAAGAGAAGAGAUUUUCAUCGUUCAAAAAUUCACUUAAUGAACCAAUUAUUUUAGGUUGGCCAUCCACUUUACGAGCCUGUCCCGAGCUUGAGGAACUAGUGAACGUUGGACGAAGCUUGUCGUUAUCAUGUUUCUCAGAAUUAGAGCUAAAAAAGCAUUCAUUAUGGCUCAAACGUGUUUCUACCUUGUCAAAACAAGUGCAAGAACUAAGUGAUAUACACCCACAAUCAUGUGCAGGCGUUGAUGGUCCGGCUUGUGCAGUCAUCAUAGUGGAUCCAGAAUCGAAUAUUGCAUUAGCAGAAUCAACUACACCUACGAUAACAUCAGAUAUAUCUUGGUUAGAUCAUGCAGCAUUACUUGCUGUAUCAGCUGUUGCUAAAUUAAAACAGAAUACAGGAAAUCAGUACUCUGAUUCUUACUUGUGUACAGGUUUUGAUGCAUACUUUUCACUUGAACCAUGUCUGAUGUGUGGUAUGGCUCUGCUUCAUAAUCGCAUUCGGCGAGUUUUCUGCUGCCAAAAGCUUGCGGGUGACGGCGCAUUUAGUAAUGCAAGCCGUCUUCACGUGCAGGAACAAUUAAACCAUCGUUUCCGAGUAUUUAUUCCGCCGUAGAUGUCUAUGGGAUUUGUUUUAUAUCAGCAUACUGACAAUAAAUGAGAAAUAAACUACAUCUCUU